This is a messenger RNA of Acanthopagrus latus (yellowfin seabream), 4544 nucleotides long. RefSeq names its product amyloid beta (A4) precursor-like protein 2 (gene aplp2). Bases 226 to 2523 code for a protein of 765 amino acids. The record is from RefSeq and is a predicted model, not a curated record. Gene Ontology annotation, biological process: central nervous system development; axonogenesis. Gene Ontology annotation, molecular function: heparin binding; serine-type endopeptidase inhibitor activity; transition metal ion binding. Gene Ontology annotation, cellular component: membrane. The transcript is spliced from 18 exons. Lineage: Eukaryota; Metazoa; Chordata; Actinopteri; Spariformes; Sparidae.
GCCAGUCCACAUUUCACAGGAGGCACCGACGCGCCGUCUCCCUCCAACAUUUCUGUCGAGCUCGGGUAACAAAACAAGCGGAGCAGCAGCAGCACUCGCGUCUCUGUCCGGGACUCACCCUCACAUUUAUAUCUCUCAGGAGGUUUUAUUCUCCCAGGACGUUUCUCUCCAAACAUAUAGAUCUCAGGAUAUAAGUUAUUUACAGUAGCAUUAGAUCCUGGGAAGAUGGGUUCGGUCCCGGCGAUAUCGGUCCUUAUUUUGGGCAUUGUGGUUCCAGCGCUGGCCGGAUACAUUGAGGCGCUGGCAGCCAAUGCAGGCACGGGGUUUGCCGUGGCCGAGCCACAGGUGGCGAUGUUCUGCGGAAAGCUCAACAUGCACGUCAACAUUCAGACCGGCCGCUGGGAACCCGACCCGUCCGGAACCAAGAGCUGCGUAGGAACCAAAGAGGGCGUGCUGCAGUACUGCCAGGAGAUGUAUCCUGAGCUCCAAAUCACAAAUGUGGUGGAGGCCAACCAGCCAAUUCGCAUCGAGAACUGGUGCAAGAAGGAGAAGAAGGUGUGCAAAGGACACGCCCACAUCGUGGUGCCUUACAAAUGCUUAGUGGGCGAGUUCGUGAGUGACGUGCUUCUGGUUCCAGAGAAGUGCAAGUUCUUCCACAAGGAGCGUAUGGACAUGUGCGUCAGCCACCAGCAGUGGCACGGCGUGGCCAAAGAGGCCUGCGCCAAGAGCUCCAUGGUGCUGCACAGCUACGGCAUGCUGCUGCCCUGUGGCAUCGACAAGUUCCACGGCACGGAGUACGUGUGCUGCCCGUCCUCGCGCGCCGGGGAGUCCGCCCCGCCUUCCCUGCCCUCGCAGGAGGACGACGAAGAGGAGGAGGUAGAGGAUGAGGAGAUUGACGAGGCCGACCUAAUCGAGGAGGAGAACAGCGAGACACCCGCCGACGAGCAGCCCACACAAAAGGAGGAUCCCGUGGACGAGGACGAAGACGAGGAGGAGGAGGAUGAGGAGGAGUACCACUACGUCUACGAGGACGAGGAGACCGAUAAGGACAACGAGGAGGACGAGGAGAAAGAGAGCAGCAGAAUGGACGAGAGCCAAGACGAGGACAAGACCCUGCAGGAAGUGAAAGCCGUGUGCACCCUGGAGGCCGAGACCGGCCCCUGUCGGGCCUCCAUGCCCCGCUGGCACUUCGACUUGAGCCAGAGGAAGUGUGUGCGCUUCAUAUACGGGGGCUGUGCCGGCAACCGCAACAAUUUCGACUCAGAGGAGUACUGCAUGGCCGUGUGCAAGCGCCUGACCAUGCCUCCGACUCCUCAGCCCACCGACGAUGUUGACAUCUACUUUGAGACCCCGGCCGAUGACAAGGAGCACAGUCGCUUCCAGAGGGCCAAGGAGCAGCUGGAGAUCAGGCACCGCAACCGCAUGGAGAGGGUAAGAAAAGAGUGGGAGGAGGCCGAUCGUCAGGCUAAGAACCUGCCCAAGCCUGAGAGGCAGACAUUGAUCCAGCACUUCCAAGCCAUGGUGGAGUCCCUGGAGGAGGAGGCAGCCAGCGAGAAGCAGCAGCUGGUGGAGACUCACCUGGCUCGGGUGGAGGCCAUGCUGAACGACCGCCGCCGUCUGGCCCUGGAGAACUACCUGGCUGCCCUGCAGGCGGACCCCCCCAGGCCCCACCGCAUCCUGCAGGCCCUGAGACGGUACGUCCGCGCCGAGAACAAAGACCGCCAGCACACCAUCCGCCACUACCAGCACGUCCUGGCCGUGGAUCCUGAGAAGGCUGCUCAGAUGAAGUCUCAGGUGAUGACCCACCUGCGCGUGAUCGAGGAGAGGAUGAACCAGAGUCUAUCUUUGCUCUACAAAGUACCAUACGUGGCCGACGAGAUUCAGGAUGAAAUUGACGAGCUUCUCCAGGAGCAGAAGGCCGACAUGGACCAGUUCCUGUCGUCGAUCUCCGAGUCACAGCCCGACGUCACCGUGUCGUCAGAGGAGAGCGUGGAAGUCCUCGUGUCUGAGGGGAAACCCUACCGGCCCUUCCAGGUCACAUCCUUGGGGUCUCGUUCGGAGCCAGAGGGCGAUCUAUCAGACUCCCCACGUGCCUUCAAGAAAGGCUCCGCCAUGUCUGGAUUGGACGGUCUGAUAGGCGCUGAGGAGAGAAUCAUCAACAGCAAACCCAAGAUCAGCAACAACGUGGUGAUUGAUGAGUCUCUGGAUGUUAAAGAAGUGGUUUACAGUGCAGAGAGAGUCAGCGUUAUGCAUGAUGAUGAGCUGGAGGCCUUCCGCCCCCUGGGAGAGGACUUCAGCUUCGGGAGCAGCGCGCUCAUCGGCCUGCUGGUGAUCGCGGUGGCCAUAGCAACUGUGAUUGUGAUCAGUCUGGUGCUUUUGAGGAAGAGGCAAUACGGCACUAUCAGUCACGGCAUCGUGGAGGUCGACCCCAUGCUGACACCAGAGGAACGCCACCUCAGCAAGAUGCAGAACCACGGCUACGAAAACCCCACCUACAAAUACCUGGAGCAGAUGCAGAUCUAACCAGAGCCUGCAGGGCGGCGCUGCAGAGUCUUGACAGAGGGGGAACAUACUACUGACCAAUAACAUAUGCUAUUGUUAAAAGAAUCAUUUGCAUACAUCCAAACUCCAUUUACUGGUUUGUUCGAAACAAUCCUUAAAUAAUGCUACUACUUCUACUACUGCUACUAUUGUACUAUAGAGCUCUUUUUGAUCAUGUUUCUUUUGAAAAAGGUGAUGUAUCUGCCAUUUUUUUUUGCAUAUUACGGAAAAUGUGAUUCUGCAGAUUUUCUCUGUAAUUAUCAAUACAGCUAUCUCAGAUCAAGAUGUAUGACAUUUCUUCUGACAUUUUCUUUCUUUUUUUUUUUUAAAGUGCAAAUCAAGCAAAAAUUUAAAUGUUUAUUUUUUGUUUUGUUUUUUUUUGUUUUUUGAGUGGCCAUCGUCAAACCGGCAUAAACAGACCGGACACUGCGCCUCCGUUUCCCAUCAUGCAAAGUGUCGUUCAUGCAGUUUCUGAUGUUUGUUUUUUUUUUCUCUCCGAAUGAAUUGGUGUUUUAUUUUGUUCUUAUUCCUCUCAAUAGAUUGCUUGUAUAUGAAGGUUCUUUGUACCAAUUAAAAAAUGUAUAGUGAAACAACAAAUGAGAAAAAAAUGAAAUCAUGAAUUAUUUACUUUCUGUUCUUUGUUAUGAUGACAGACAAAAAUAUACAUAUACAGUUUAAAUAUAUAUAUAUAUAUAUAAAUAUAAGAGUAGAUGUUUUUAUUCCACCUUUUUUUCCCGGGAAAGAGGUAAUAAGUCGGUUUCGGCUUCUGAGCGCGGCGGUCGUGGUUUGUGUUUUGCAGGCACACUGUUAGAGAGAGUCAGGGUAGGUGAAGGUGUGCACAGACCCCCAGCUCAGACACAACACACGAAAACCUACUCUUAACUAAGUGAAUGUGAUUUUUUUUUUUUUUUUAAAUUUCCCCCUCGACACACACAAACACACUUUCAUCAGUAGGGAAGCAUCGAGAGAUUACCUAUGUGUUACAUAGUUGAAUGUACUGGAGAAGCUUUUUUUUUUUCCAUACUAUGUACCUGACAGGUUCCUUGUUGACGACAUAACACAUCAAACAAAAGUGUUGGGUUUUUUGUUUUUGGUUUCUUGUUUUGUUUUUGCACAAAUCAUCUGAAGCAAGAAGCAGAAAUGCUCCUUUGAAAACAUCAAUCUUGGGGAUGACGUACACACACCGUCAGUCUGACAGAUCAGAACAGGGCCGGCCCGGUUGGGGCCCGUCUACCACCAGGGGAGUGAAAAUGCAGAAUAAAUGUUGGAUUUACGUUUAAGUUUGAGCUCCCAACAAAUGCAAAACAACUGAAAAACGUUUUUUCUUAACCUGCAUAAACCAAAUUUUGGGAUUGUAACAACUAAUUUGCUGGGAACUCAGACUUUCACCAGAACACAUUUUUGCAGUCUGGACGCCCUGAAAGGUUUGGACCGGCCCUGAACGAAUAACCAACCGUGUAGACCGCUCGGAGCUGGAGGGGCUGUGCAGGCAGACAGAGACACACAGAAAGACGAAGGCUUGGAGAGCUGGUUUCUGAUUAAAGCGAAUUUGUGUAUUUUUACAGGUGGAGAAUGACACAAACAAGUAAACUGAAUCCUUUUUUUUUCUCUCUCUCUCUCUCUUAGUAUUGUCUUUGUAUGCCUGUAUAGUUGAUGUUGCAAUCAUGGCUUUUUUUCCGGAGGAUUACCUGUGGUGUGCAUUGUUCUUAUAUGAAAUGAUAUGAUAUAUAUUUUUAAGUUUGUUUUCUUGUUUUCUAUUUUUUCUCUUCCUGUGACAGUAUCUCUGUAUGUGACUGUCUCACUAUGCACCCCCCCCAAAAAAAAAAAAAAAACGGCUUCAAUCUUGUAACUGUCUGCCUGAUUGUGGGACUGGGAACUAAUAAAUGAUGCAUAUUAGUGAUUAAAAAACAAAAAAAACAAAAAAAACAAUUUGAUUGACACCAGUGGAAACAGAUUUAUGGUUACAGUUUGGGGGAUACACAUCAAUAAACUCACAACUUCCA